AUGAGAUUUGCGAUUGCAUUGAAAGCGAAGAGAUUUGUUCACCGGAGGCUUCUGGAGAGAGGUAAUCCUGGAACUGCUUCUCCUUCGUUCUCUCUUUGCUGCUGGGAACGAGCUUUCUCUGGCGGGAGUUAUGAUUACAGAGAGAAGAUUAGAGGUGGGUUUCUACAGGAUGUUAAGUUAGAGGAUGCAAUUGAUGCAAAGUUGGGAAUUCACAUGUCUGUAUACUUCAAUAUUUUGAUAAACUGUUUCUGCCGCUCCUCUCAGCUCUCUCUUGCUUUAGCUCUUCUUGGGAAGAUGAUGAAACUUGGAUAUGAGCCCAGCAUUGUCACGCUUUCUCGCUUCUCAAUGGUUUCUGUCACGGGAAUAGGAUCUCUGAUGCAGUCUUUGCUUGAUCAAAUGGUGGAAAUGGGAUAUAAACCUGACAUAGUGGCGUUUACAACUCUAAUCCAUGGACUUUUCUCCACAACAAAGCCUCUGAAGCCGUGUCUUUAG
Messenger RNA from Microthlaspi erraticum, 492 nucleotides. Lineage: Eukaryota; Viridiplantae; Streptophyta; Magnoliopsida; Brassicales; Brassicaceae. The record is from the annotation of a GenBank genome assembly.